GUCGUCGUUUCGUUCUGCUGUGUUGUUUUGCGUUGGAAACCAGCUGAAUCGAUAAUCCAAACAAAAGUUCGAGUCUAGUCAUCAAGAUGUGCUGUUUUCCGUGAAAAUCUGCGAAAAAUCGGGAAAAUUUCCAUCCAAACCAGUGUUUCCGGUGUAAAGUGGUGUAAAUCUGGCCGGAUAGGACGAUGAGUCGUAGCGCCAAGCUGAAGAGCGCCGCGGGCGCGAAAAAUGAGUGCGUACAGGUGGUGGUGCGCUGUCGGCCGCUCAACAACAAGGAACAAGCGGGCAACUUCCAGCGGGUGGUCGACGUCUACCCCAGUCGUGGCGUUAUCGAGAUAGUAAAUUGCAAUGAAACAUCACGGGAAAACAAGAAAAUGUUCACCUACGAUGCGGUGUACGAUUGGAGCUCCACCCAGCAACAGGUGUACGAUGAAGUCGUCCGUCCCCUAGUCUACUCCGUGAUGGAGGGCUUCAACGGGUGCGUCUUUGCCUACGGCCAAACGGGCACCGGCAAAACGCACACCAUGGAAGGCAUCAAGAAUGACCCCGAACAGUGCGGUAUCAUUCCCCGUGCAUUCGAGCAGAUAUGGGCCCACAUCAAUCGGUCGCAGAAUAUGAACUUUUUGGUAGCGGUUUCCUAUCUCGAAAUCUACAUGGAAGAAUUGCGAGAUUUGCUGAAACCGAACUCGACCUCACCACUGGAACUGCGCGAACGUGAGGGUGGAAUUGUGGUACCGAACUUGCAUUCGGUGCUUUGCAAGAGCGUAGUGGACAUGAUCCACGUCAUGCACAUGGGAAACAAGAAUCGGACCGUUGGAUUCACCAACAUGAACGAGCACAGUUCGAGAUCGCAUGCAAUUUUCCUGAUCAAGAUCGAAAUGUGCGAAGUCGGGUCAACUCUAGUCAAAGUGGGAAAGUUGAACCUAAUCGAUUUGGCUGGUAGCGAACGUCAAUCGAAGUCGGGAGCCACGGCGGAACGGUUGAAAGAAGCCAGCAAGAUCAACCGGGCGCUAUCGUCGUUGGGAAACGUGAUUUCGGCUUUGGCAGAAAAAUCGCCACAUAUUCCGUAUCGUGAUUCCAAACUAACCCGCCUGCUACAGGACUCACUAGGUGGCAAUUCCAAAACUAUUAUGAUUGCCAAUAUUGGCCCUUCGGAGUAUAACUAUAAUGAAACGUUGACAACCCUGCGUUAUGCCAAUCGGGCUAAGACGAUCGAGAAUAAGCCAGUCAUGAACGAGGAUCCACAGGAUACGAAGCUGCGCGAGUAUCAAGAGGAGAUCGCUCGCCUACGGAAGCUUAUUACCGAACGUCAGAACCGAGAGAAGUCCGUACCAAAGGUUAAGAAAGUUAAGCAAAAGACUAUUAAGCGGGAUGAAAGUUUGGAAGAAUCGGACGAAAAGUCUGAUUCGGAUGUCGAGGAAGAAGAAGACGAGAAGGAGAAUGAACAGGACUUUAGCGAACUGGAUGCCAAAGCGCAGGAAGCUUUGAUGAAGGAGCAAGAGGUGACGUGCACUCUAGCAGGCAAACUGCAGGAACUGGAGAACCAACUCGUAAAGGGCGGCAAAAACAUAUUGGAUACUUAUACCGAGCGUCAGAUGGAAUUGGAAAAGAAGAUGGGUGAAAUUGCCGAACGUAAGAAGCGUGAGAUUGAGAUGCAACAGCAGCUGGAACUGCACGAGGAGUCUACCAUGGAAAUUCGAGAGACAUUCACCUCCCUGCAGCAGGAAGUGGAACUGAAGACCCGCAAGUUGAAGAAAUGCUACGCAAAGUGUAUGGCUUUGAAGCAGGAACUGCAAGACACCAAGGACGAGCACAAUCGUGAUCGGCGAGAGCUGGAAAUGACCCAGAACGAGCUGAUCAAGGAACUGAAGCGUUUGCUGUUGAUAAUUGAUAAUUUCGUCCCGGCGGAGGUCAAGUCACGGCUGUACACCCAGGCCAAGUACGAUGACGAAGCGGAGGAGUGGUAUCUCAAUAGCAACAUGAUUUUGAGCAACCACCAGAUGGUGCCACGGCCGGUGGCCGAUAUGAACAGGCGGCGGCCGAUGUCCGAGUAUGCGCUGCACAUGAUCAAAUCCAACGCACCGGAUGCCGUGCGAUAUAAGGGCGAAAACAUCUUAAACUACGAGCUGGACAUGCCCCUCCGUACGACCUACGAGUAUUCCAAUCCAAAGGUGUCGGCAUCGCUGCAGGCUGUCCUCGCCGAAGCCAUGCAAACCGAGGACGACAUCGACAUCACCGAUCAGUCCAACUAUGCAAGCAUGAUGAAACAGCGCCUGGAUAGGAUCACCCGUCGCAACGUUGGCUCGGAAGGAUCUUCCGGCAGUGGUAUCAGUGUUGCCAGUGCCGCCUCAAACGGCAUUCCUCCGAGCAGUAGUAGCAGUAGUGGUGCCAUCGGUGUCGCCAGCCGAGCUCGGUCGUCAAUUUACAACCGUGGAAUGUCGGCUGCACCUACCUUCGGAGCGCAUUCCGGAGUGACGGCGGCCAAAAAGGCACCGCCGGCCAGUGCAGCAACCUUUCCGAAGGCGCGCGGGUUGAUCCCGAAGUAGAUCCAGCGCCAAGGUGAAACUGAAGUACUCAUUUGAUAUUUCUACCAACCCUCCUCCUUACCCUCCUCUCUAUCUUGCUCUGCUCCCUCAAUUAUCAUCACACAAACACACACACGGCUCAUCGAUUCAUAUAGGAAUAUUGGGUUUUUUAGGUUCGAUUGAUUAGGUUUCGGUUGCUUUUUUUUCUAGAGAAAACAAUUCGGUUUUCCGGGCUUGAAUGUAGGAAAAGUUUCACAUGCGUGCGCUUAAGAAAAAUGGCUUGAUCGGCAAACACUCACACGGUAACAAAACAAAA
Molecule: messenger RNA, 2841 nt
Organism: Ochlerotatus camptorhynchus
Lineage: Eukaryota; Metazoa; Arthropoda; Insecta; Diptera; Culicidae
Gene: Klp68D
Product: kinesin-like protein 68D
Exons: 4
Coding region: 186-2546 (786 amino acids)
Biological process (GO): spindle elongation; microtubule-based movement; mitotic spindle organization
Cellular component (GO): microtubule associated complex
Molecular function (GO): ATP binding; microtubule binding; microtubule motor activity
Source: RefSeq, a predicted model, not a curated record